CCUUGUUCAUUUCCAAAAACCUUUGCAAAACCCUCAAUUCCCACCAGAGAGCCAAAGAAAGAGAGCGGAGGCGAAGAUGGCCUCUCUCUCGUCUCCUCCUUCGGCAGCCAUGGCAUCAUCAUCAUCUCCCCAAAACAGCGCUUCCCAUAUCGACAAGAUGGUGUUCUUCUUCGUUGAGCGGUGCGGCGGAGAAAUCGUCGGGUUCCGAGAACUCGAAGGAGAAGGAGCGAAGAGCUGCAGCGGCUGAUAAGUCAGAUAACAGCAAAUAUAUGGAGAUGCAUAACAAAGUGGGGGGAUCUUGGGAGGCUCUGAAAGACAUUUUUACUAAUGUGAAGGAAAGAAUGCUGGGAAGUCCCCGAUUUCAGAAGCAACGAACUAUCAAAGCAAUUGACUCCGCAUCUGAUAGGACAGUUCCGGAGGUUAUUAAGACAAAGAAUAGUCCACAUGACACUGCAAAUGAUCAACCCAAUUGUAGUAUUCGAAUGCCAAAAGUCACAAGAGACUCUCAUGGUUUCAAGGAGAAUGUCUCAAUGAGUCUAAGAAAUGAUAUAAUUGGGGAAUGCUCUUCGUCUGAAGUACAUGAUGCUACAGCUUCUAAACGAGUCGAGGUGCAUAAACAUAUAGAUAGUACCGAGCUUGGCAAGUCUAAAGGUACAGCUCAGGCCUCAGGAGGUGUGCUUUGUUCUUCAGAGAACUUGGCUGGUGUCAUUGUGUCUGAUGCUAGAAAGGAGCAUGCUGGUCCAGAAAAUGUAGAGAAUAACUCAACAAAUGUGUCAUCGAAUAUAAGGGGGGAAGAAUCUUUGAGCAGUUUUAUUGGUGUGGCUGUAUCUAAUAAAAAAGGGAAACAUGUUGGUCGUAAAACUGUUGAAAAUGGUGCAAGCGGAAGUUUAGUUCAAUCAUCUGAGGCCUUCAUGGAUUCUCAAAUCGAUGAAAGAUGUGUUGCCGAAUCUGCAGCUUCGAAUAUAACACAGAAAAUAUCUUCCAAGGAUAUGGGUCAAUCAGAGGCCAAGCCUAAAUCACACAGAAAACUAGAGGAAGCCGUGUCGGACAACAUUGGGGUUCUCAAAUCAGAAACUGAGUUCCAGUCCUGCUUAACACAUCAGUUACCUGGUGAAGAUUCUAGGAUAUUGCAAAAGGAUGUUGCAAAUGGAUUCACAGAAGUUGGAAAUCGAAACCAUCAAUGUGAGAAAACAACUUCAAUAUUUGAUCAAACACCUACUGUAGGUACUGAUGUGGGUAAAAUGCCUGCAUUAUCUAAAAAGGUGGGGUUGGUAGACAUGUUUAUGAGGACAAUGAAUGGUCAAAAAGAUGGAAAACUGGCCAGUGAAAGGAGCGAUGGUUUGUUGGCUUCAAAUGGACUUUUGGGAGUUUUAAAUGAAACAAAUGAAACAACUAGAGAUGAAGAAGAUAUUGGAAAAGGAUUCAGCAUCAAUGGCUUAAUUGGCUGCAUUAAGGAGCUUCCUAGGGAAUCCUUAUUUGUUAAACCUCAGAACUGUGCUAUCCUCAACAAGUCUGAUGACAUCAUUAAAAACGGAGGCUCCGUUCCAAAGGUUCCAAGCCUUGCUGAUUCACAUAAGCGUGAUGCUAAAGGGAAAGAAAGUUCGUCGAGAGGCCAUGCCAUGGGCAAGGGGACUAACUCUGUCAGUGGGAGUGAAGAACAACCAUGUAGGGAAACCCCUCCCCUGACACAGACAUAUUCCAUAUCUGAAGGUGACAGUGAUGACUUGAAAGUUGCAUCUCCAAAAAAGUCAAAACAAACCCGACAGUUCCAUCUUCCAACUGGUAAGGAAGGCUUCGAAAGAAAGGUAUUGGUGAAAUUUUUGCCUAAAAACGUAAAAGAAGGUAGUGUUCUUGAUGUUCUUUGUUGUUGUGGGGACAUCGUCAAGAUACAGCUACUUCCCUUAAUCGAAGGAAGCAAUUUCAGAAAUGCUUGGGUUCAUUUUAAGACCCAGGAAGGAUUACAGAAGGCUCUCGGGAAAACUGACCUCACUGUAAGAAAUAUCGACGCCUUUGUUGAGGCGGCUUCUUCAAGAGAUGUGCCUAAUAAGGGUACCGUUCCGAACCUGAUUGGUGAUCCUAAAGUUCCUACUGCAUUGGUAAAGAAUCCCACACGAACAGUUGUGAUUAAACAGUUGACUGAUGAUAUAAGCUCACAUCACCUAAAAGAAGCUCUUGACUUCUGUGGAAGUGGCAUAUCCGGCGUUUUCUUGGGUUCCUCAAGCUCUGUUGCUUAUGUGGAAUUUGAGACAGAAGAAGCCAAAGAGAUGGCAAUUACCGCACAUACUAUACGAGUUAAAGGAAAGCGUCUACCGAUCUAUAGAAUUGAUGUGCCAAGAACAACUGUGGUGAGGAUUUCAAAUUUCGACGAAACGGUAUCACUGACACAAAUCCAGCAUAUAUGUAAAUCCCGCGGGGGGAUAAAGCGUGCAAAGGAGAGAUCCAAGGGCAUUGUGGAUGUGCAAUUCAAGCUUGCCGAAUGGCCUAAUAUGUGGACCAUCCUCAACAGCCUGAACGGACUGAGAUUCGAGGGCCACCAGUUGAUCGCGCAGCCUGCACCUGUUUUCCCUCCGGAAGUCCUUCAAGCCCUUUGGAGUCAGCCAGACGAAAGAAUUCAUGUCCAAUCUGUUUUACGCAGACUAAUCCGCGACGCCGAACUAAACGUUGAAAUCACCAACAUUGCUGCCAAAGUUUAUCUUGAUUGAGUUAUCAUUGCAGUCUUUCAUUCCACAAACUUUGUGACAAGAUCAAAUUUGGCCACGCAAAUUUGACAUGUAUAAAAUUAUUUUAGGUUUA
Pyrus x bretschneideri (Chinese white pear) is the source of this 2793-nucleotide messenger RNA. RefSeq lists its product as uncharacterized. The transcript has 6 exons. The coding region runs from base 270 to 2702 and encodes 810 amino acids. Gene Ontology annotation, molecular function: RNA binding. The record is from RefSeq and is a predicted model, not a curated record. NCBI's taxonomy places the organism in Eukaryota, Viridiplantae, Streptophyta, Magnoliopsida, Rosales, Rosaceae.